CCGGCCUUAGGUCUGAGCUCGGGAGCGCUGCGGGAACGGCGGCAGCGCGAUGGCAGAGCAGCGGCCGAUCUCUAUCGUCACCUGUACGGCCCCGGUCAACAUCGCCGUAAUCAAGUACUGGGGCAAGCGGGACAAUGAUCUGAUCCUGCCCAUCAACUCCUCCCUGAGUGUGACACUGCACCAGGACCAGCUGAAGACCACCACCACAGCUGCCACCAGCCGCGACUUCACCAAGGACCGGCUGUGGCUCAAUGGGGAGGAGGUGGACGUGGGGCACCCCCGGCUGCAGGCUUGUCUGCAGGAAGUGCGACGCCUGGCCCGUAAGCGCCGAGGCGGCAGCUCCGAGGACGGGUCCCCGCUCAACCUCUCCUACAAAGUCCACGUUGCCACCCAGAACAACUUCCCCACCGCCGCCGGCUUGGCGUCCUCCGCUGCCGGCUACGCCUGCCUGGUGUCGACGCUGGCGCGGCUGUACGGCGUGGAGGGCGAGCUGUCGGAGGUGGCACGGCGUGGCUCGGGCAGCGCGUGCCGCAGCAUGUUGGGUGGCUUCGUGGAGUGGCGCCGGGGCCAGCGACCCGACGGCAAGGACAGCCUGGCCCAGCAAGUGGCCCCCGAAACGCACUGGCCGGAGCUCAGGGUCCUCGUGCUGGUGGUCAGUGGAGAGAAGAAGCAGGUGGCCAGCACAGUGGGGAUGCAGACCAGUGUGGACACCAGCCCCUUGCUGAAGCACCGGGCUGAGGUGGUGGUUCCAGAACGCCUGGAGCUGAUGAUGCGGCACAUCCGUGAGCGGGACUUUGAGGGCUUUGGGCAGCUCACCAUGAAGGACAGCAACCAGUUCCAUGCCACCUGCCUCGACACCUUCCCCCCCAUCUUCUACCUCAAUGACCUCUCCCGGCACAUCAUUGCCCUGGUACAUCGCUUCAAUGCCCACCAUGGAUCCACCAAGGUAGCCUACACCUUUGACGCCGGCCCCAACGCUGUCAUCUUCACGCUGGCUGACACCGUGGCUGAGUUCGUGGAGGUGGUGAGACACAGCUUCCCCACUGCCACCAACGGGGACCAGUUCGUGCGGGGGCUGCCCGUUGGCUCGGCAGUGCUGCCGGAGGAGCUGCUGGCAGCUGUGGUGACCGAGCCGGUGCCAGGGGCUGUCCGGUACAUCCUGCACACCAAGCCCGGCCCUGGCCCCCAGUUUGUGGACGACCCCAGCCAGCACCUCCUGGGAGCAGACGGGCUGCCCCGCUGAGCACCGGUGAUGACAUCAGGGAUGGCUGUGACAUGCUGAGGAGGAGCUCUGCUGCUGCCACCCAGGGGACGGGCUGCUGAGCCCACCUGGUGCAAAACUGUCCCUAGCCCUGGGGCAGGAUGUGACCCCUGGGCUGGUUUUUAACUCUUUUUUAAAGGAAAUAAGAGAGUUUCUGGCAGUUUCUGGUGCUGCUUUGAGGUGUUUGGGCUCUGCAGCCAAAAUGUACCCUUUGUAUGGCACCUGUCACCUCACAUGGUCCCUGUCCCUACUCAGUCUUUUAUGGGGCUGCUCCUGUCCCAUCUCCUCCAGCUGGCGCUGCUGAGACUGAUUCUGUCCCCACUACGUGGCCCCUGGUCUUUUGGGUCCCUUGUGGAGCUGAUCCUACCCUCACACAUGGUCUCUGUCCCCACAGUUGCCCCUGCUGGGAUUGAUUCUGUCCCCUUACAUGUCCCCUGUCCCUCCAAGUCCCUUGCAUGGCCCAUCCUGUCCCCCAGCACAUGCCCUAUCACUUUACAUGGACCCUGUUGCUUGUGUGUCUGCUGACUCCACUAUGUCCCUUGCAGGACUGAUCCUUGUCCCCCGUCCCUUUGAUGUCCCAGCUGGAGCUGAUCCUAUCGCCUUGUGCCUCGUUUGUCACUCUGACAUGUCUCCUGUCUGUCUGUGUCCCUUGUGGGAUUGGUCCGGUCCCCCUUGCACCCUCCUUGUCACCCUGUCUCUCCGUGCCCCUCCCGGGGCUGAACUCAUCCCCCUGCACUGGAUGAAUCUUGUUCCUUCACACCACCUUUUGUCACCUCACAUUUCCCCUGGUG
Dryobates pubescens (Downy woodpecker) is the source of this 2052-nucleotide messenger RNA. RefSeq names its product mevalonate diphosphate decarboxylase (gene MVD). Lineage: Eukaryota; Metazoa; Chordata; Aves; Piciformes; Picidae. The record is from RefSeq and is a predicted model, not a curated record. Gene Ontology annotation, molecular function: diphosphomevalonate decarboxylase activity; ATP binding. The transcript has 10 exons. Gene Ontology annotation, biological process: isoprenoid biosynthetic process; isopentenyl diphosphate biosynthetic process, mevalonate pathway. Gene Ontology annotation, cellular component: cytosol. The coding region runs from base 50 to 1243 and encodes 397 amino acids.